This is a messenger RNA of Podarcis muralis (Common wall lizard), 3955 nucleotides long. Its product is annotated as N-acetylglucosamine-6-sulfatase-like. Gene Ontology annotation, biological process: glycosaminoglycan metabolic process. The record is from RefSeq and is a predicted model, not a curated record. NCBI's taxonomy places the organism in Eukaryota, Metazoa, Chordata, Lepidosauria, Squamata, Lacertidae. Gene Ontology annotation, molecular function: glycosaminoglycan binding; N-acetylglucosamine-6-sulfatase activity.
AGCGCGCGGGGCGGCCUUCCCAUGGGGGGGUCCCUGGGCGCCCUGCUGGCGGCCUGGCUUCUGCUGGCCGCGGAGGAAGCAGCGGCCGGAGCGCGGAGCGGGGGCGCCAAGGACAACAUCCUGCUCAUCCUGACCGAUGACCAGGACCGAGAGAUGGGGGGCAUGACCCCCAUGAAGAAGACAACAUCCCUGAUCGGUCAGUUAGGUGCCACUUUUGCCAAUGCAUUUGCAGUCACUCCUCUGUGCUGUCCGAGCCGCAGCAGCAUCCUGACCGGCAGAUACCCUCACAACCACCUGGUGAGGAACAAUUCCUUGGAGGGCAACUGCAGCAGCACAGCCUGGCAGAAGUUUCAGGAGCCAUUCACCUUCCCGGUUUACCUACAGAGGCAAGGCUACCAGACCUUCUAUGCUGGCAAAUAUCUCAACCAGUAUGGGGACCCCAAAGCAGGAGGCGUUCAAUAUAUGCCACCAGGCUGGAGCUACUGGUUAGGUCUGGUGGGGAAUUCCAAGUACUAUAACUACACUCUUUCAGCCAAUGGACACGAGGAGAAGCACGAGCACUAUGAAGAAGACUAUCUCACGGACAUCAUUACUAACCGGAGCCUCCAAUUCCUGGAGAAGCUUUCCCACCCUCCUUUUCUCAUGGUUCUGGCUCCACCUGCUGCACACGCCCCCUGGACAGCAGCCCCCCACUACAAGUCAGCAUACAGCAGCAUCAAAGCGCCACGCAAUGGAAGCUUCAACGUCCACGGAAAGGACAAGCACUGGUUGAUAAGGCAAGCAAAGACUCCCAUGUCAAACACAUCCAUUGAGUUCCUGGACAACGUCUACAGGGAACGGUGGCAGACUCUGUUGUCUGUGGAUGACAUGGUGGAGAAGAUUUUUGAAAAAUUGAAGACCCUCCACCUGUUGGACAGCACAUACGUGUUCUAUACUUCAGAUCAUGGUUACCACACAGGUCAGUUUUCACUGCCCAUUGACAAGAGGCAGCUCUAUGAGUUCGACAUCCGGGUGCCGCUGCUGGUGCGAGGUCCAGGCGUCAAGCCAAAUCAGACUCACCUGCAACCUGUCCUCAACAUCGAUCUGGGGCCCACCUUCCUAGAUAUCGCAGGUAUCGAUGCAUCUCAGACCUCCAUGGACGGACAGUCUUUCUUGCCCCUGUUGGUGAACAAGACGCACAAGAGCAAGUGGCGGUCAGAUUUCCUGGUGGAAUACACUGGUGAAGGCCACACUCACCAAGACCCCCACUGCCCUGCCUUGGGGCCAGGCGUGUCGCAAUGCUUCCCUGACUGUGUGUGCGAGGAUGCCUUCAACAACACCUAUGCCUGUGUGCGCACACUCAGCCCCAUCAACCUGCAGUACUGUGAGUUUGCGGAUGCCCAGAAUUUUGUAGAAGUCUAUAACCUGACUUCAGACCCACACCAGCUCUUCAACGUGGUGAAAACUGUGGACCCUUCACAGCUGGAGCAGAUGAACCAGAGGCUGAUCAAGCUGCAGGCCUGCUCUGGGGUCACCUGCCGCUCCUGAGGGAGCAGCAGCACAGCUCUUGCUGUGGGUCUGUGCCGAGGGGAACAUGGAGCCCACUCUGGGUCUCUCCUUUCUUGCUCUCUCUCUCUCCAUUUACUGGCCUCCCCUCUUUUCUCUGCUCUUAAGCCAAAGUUGAUGCUGAUUUUCCCCUUUCUGGAUCCUUUCCUGGAGGGUGUGGUUGGCAGAAGAGAGGGAGAGAGGGAUGGGGAGUAAAAGUGCCUGUGCCAGAUUUCCCCAUCAAAAUGCUCCAAUAUCCCAUCCUGCCUCUUGCUGCUCACCUACACCUUGCCUUUGCCACCAGACUUGGCAACUGGCAGGUCAGAUUUCACCACCGGGGGGGGGGGCAGGACUGAUACCUAGACUGUCAGUUGCUGACCAGCACCCCCACUCUCAGGGGUUCCCCAUGGCCAGCUGGUGAAAGAUUGCUUCCCCUCCUCUCCCCUGCCUUGUUGGGGGUGUAUGGGAUCUCACCUUUAAUCACGAAUCAGUAUUGCAGAUUCUGCCCUGCAGCUCCUUUUUCCCCCCAGAGAGCUGGAGGUGCUGCCUGUCCUUUUGUGACUGUCAUGUGCCUUGUAACUCCUCCGCUUUGAGAAGUUCUGAUUCUGAUCAACUCCUGCAGCAGCUCGGGCAGUUGCUGUGUUGUCUCGCCUGUGCCUCUCUGAAAAGAAAUAGAAUGGAAUAAAGGACUUGUUUGUUAGAAAAACUGAUCUGGACUUUGCAUGGACUGUAAUGGCUACGGCUCUAUAUGUGGAGAGACAGGAGCCGGACCUCAAGAGCCUCACAAAGACCUGCUUUCUUACAGUAAAUGUCAUUUCCUGCAGUUGUGCUGGUUUAAAAAAUCCACGGUGUCAGCUGCGAGUACUGACUGACUUCUGAGAAGAGAGUCAUGUACCCAACAGUGUUUGGGGAACCUGUAACAUUCAUUCUGGGCUGUAACCCCAUCCCCUUCCGCAGUGGCGUAGCGUGGGUUGUCAGCACCCGGGGCAAGGCAAGUAAUUUGCGCCCCCUAACCCGUGGGUUUGCGCCCCCUAACCCUAACCCCCAGAUGUUGCGCCCGGUGCGGCCGGCCCCCCCUGCACCCCCCACGCUACGCCACUGCCCUUCCGUAAGGGGAGGUAUCCGUGCCAUUGUUGCAUCAUCAGCUUUUACACCAAUCCCAAACCACAUCUCAGCCCUAUUUGCAUGUUUCAUAACCAACAUACCUGGCACUAAGGGAAGGAGGCAGAAUUUGGGGCAGGAGGGAUGUUCUCUCCAAGGGUUGGGGAAUUUUGCUCACUCUUUAAGGGCUUCCUUAUCUCCCCAUCACUGUUAUUUUUCUAAUCCUAGAAGACCUUCACACACACACCCCUCCAGCAGCCUCUGGCAAAGGUGUGCAUUUGCAAGCCAGAUCCUGAGACCUUGGGGUGCAAAUGAAAGGUUUUUAUUGGGUCCCAAUGCAUGCCCAUGGACUGGGCUUAGCCAGCUGGACACAUGUACCAAAGCAGGGUUAGAGAGCCAGUCUCUGGGGCCUCCCAUUAGCCCCUUGCCCUGUUCCUCCACAAGCAGUUUUUAGGCUUGGGAGGAAAGCCUUUUCUUGGAGCCAAGAGAGAACUUUUUCCAAGCCAAAUUACGGUGCAGGUAGGGGCAUUUACCUCUGUGCGAAACCUUCAUGGAGAGCUAUACCUGAAAACUGUUAACAAACUGAUUUCUUCCUUUGAUUUUCUAUCCCACCCAUAGUUGGGACUGCAAAAGCAUUAAGAAACCCAAAGCCUGAAAAUCAUUCUGUCUUGUAGCGGGGGUGGGGAACCAGCUUCUGCCUGAGAAUGACAUUUCCUUCUGGACCAUCUUCCAGGGCCACAUGUCCACAGUGGUGGGCUGGGCCUGAGACACAAAGAGGCCAGAGCAAGGAAUAGAAAUGUUACCUCUGUACAGGCUCCAUGCGCAGUCUCUCUAACCUCAGCAGAAGUAAGGAUCGGGGUCCAAGGACACAUUCCAGGCCGGCAGAAACACUCCGGGAGAGCACGAAGCCAGCGCUAGGGAGAAGUGUGUUCUCGAAUGAGCCCUGAGGGUCAGAUGAGAGAGGUCUGGUCCCUGAGACAGAGUCUCCCCAUAAUCUCAUUUCUGGUGUGCCAUCAUUGCACAGAGCUGGAAGCAAAAAAUGUGCCUGAAAGAACUGAAAUCAUCAUUAUGGAUGAAAUUUAUGAGUUGCCUUUUAUUUAACCAAAAGUACUGCAAAGCAAUUUACAACAAUGAUUAAAGAGCAUUUAUGUUAAAACUAUAAAACAAAACAGAAAAAUCUUUCAAAUGUAUUUUUAAAAGGCAGAAUUAAAGCAACCCAUCCACUAAAAGAGGCCAUAUAUCAUUAAAAGCCAAAGUCCCGGCAGAAGAGAAAUGAUUAUUUGGUCAGAUAAUUUGUUAGGUUGAAAUUGUUUAAUAAAAAUAUUUUUUU